Molecule: messenger RNA, 1195 nt
Organism: Heterocephalus glaber (naked mole-rat)
Lineage: Eukaryota; Metazoa; Chordata; Mammalia; Rodentia; Bathyergidae
Source: RefSeq, a predicted model, not a curated record
AUGGUGUUUAAACAUGAAGAGAUGGGUGCACAGAAAGCAUUUGAAAUAAACCACAAAUCACCCAGGACUGCCCCCUCAGAGGUGCGGUUGGUAGGUGGCCUCAAGACCUGGGUUCUGGUCCCUCCCUGGUCCACCUACGUGACCUUAGGCGAGUCAUCAACUCUCCCACUGGCCAUCAACACCACCAAGGUGCGAAGGUCAAUCACGCAUGCUGCAAGACCUCUGCCUGCUCGAAACCGCAUUAAAAAACUAGAGAAGGAUGCCCAGCAGCAUCAGCCCCGGGGGUUCGGCCCUAGAGUGGUGCCACUCCAACAGGCGUUGCCACCGGGAAUCUCCGGACAGCUGCCCGGGCACAGCGCUUCCAGAGCGCGCUCGGGAGGAAGGGAAGGAGGAGGCAGGGGCGCGACUAUACUUCUCGGCGGGGACACCGAGGCGCUCCUCGGGCCUGCGACGGGCGCGCCUCCCUGCCUUUGCCGCCCGACACCGCCGAGGCUGAGGUCCGGAAGACAGUCGGGCCCCGGGAGGCGGACGCCGCCGCGAGCUGGCGCACAGAAUCUUUCAUCAACAUCUUUCAGAGGAUCCUUCCUAUGUGAAGAUGAACACAAGACAGUCGGUGUCCCAAGGCAAGACAUGUUCUCACAGAUUAAUAAGCUGAUGGAAUCACCUGCCUGAAAUGCAUCAAGCUGCAUGGAAUGCUCUGGUGCGGGCUCUCCAGCUGCCUAGAUAACUGUUCUGUCGUGUUUUGAAAAACCUUAGCUCUGCACUCUCAUUUCCUUAUCUGUAUAAUAACUGAAAGAGAUUGGUCUCGCCAGAGUCUAUAAAAUGAACAGUGCAGAUUGUUUCCUUUGAUCUAUAUGGUGGGUUAUGUUGAUUUAACUGAAUGUGUGGCUGACAUUAAAGAAUAAAGAAUUUUCAUGUAAAAAAGCAGAUGUCACCUGUCCUAUCCUUCUGAGCAUUUGAAUUUUGGCCUUCCCUGGCUUAAAGAUCUGGAAGAAGUCUCUAGCCUUUCAUAUCUUGGCUCCUAGAAGAUUCCCAAAGGGCUAUUUGAGACAUAUUUAACACAGAUUUCCUAUUUAUCUAAAAAAAAUUUUUUCAUAUAGGAUGUUUUAUAAUCCUUUACAUUUUUUUUAAAAAAGCAAUUGCUUAACAGGACAAGUCCUCCGAAUCAGUACAAAAGUAUCAAGUGCAUAUACAU